AUGAUUUCAACUGUAAAUAUAAUACAGCUUGCUUAUAUUAUUCCAUCUUAUUUUUUAUUACUUAUUUUUGUGAUUAUUUUAACAAGAGAAAUUUUAAUUAAUAAAAAUCCUGUUUAUAAUAAUCAAUUUUACCCUUUUUUAUUGUAUAAAGCAUAUGCUGAUCUUUUAAUUGUGCUUUCAACACUUGUUUGUUCAAGAGCUGCUAAAAUGAACAUAUUUGGUACAUUUUUUGAAAACAAUAAUAUUCUUGCUGCAUCUUAUUAUUUAACAGUAGCAAUAUGUUAUACGAUUAUAUAUACAAUAUCAUUAAUUACAAGUUUUAAUAGAUUUUUAGCAUUGUCAUAUCCAUUUCUUAUAAAUUAUUGGUUUUCAGAGACAAAAAUGAAAAUGUAUAUAAUUGUACCUUUAAUAAUUGGAAUAAUUUAUGGAAUUGUAACAAUUUGUCUAAAACCGUCGUACAUUUAUUUAAAAACAAUUUCAGGAUAUAUAAUUACUUUUGAAAAUUACAAUGCACCUUAUAUAGUUAUGUUUUAUACAUUUGUCUAUAUUAUUCCUAUAGCUAUUAGUUCAAUUUUAAUGAAUAUUAUUACAAUAUAUAAAUUAACAAAAUUUUUAAAAAAAAAUAAAGAAAAAUCUUCACAAGACAUUCAAUUAGUUGUUUAUAGUAUUUUAGAUUUUUUUUGUUUUAUUCUUUUUGUAAUAUACAAUUUAACAAGAAUAAUUAAUUUUUUGUAUAUUAAAAGUGAAAAAAUUGAAGGACUUGCAGCAUCUUCAAUUAAUUGGAUUCUUGACUUACAUUCAUUUGGACUAUUUUAUGCAGGUUUAAUUUUAAGGUAA
Messenger RNA from Strongyloides ratti, 837 nucleotides. RefSeq names its product GPCR, rhodopsin-like, 7TM domain and 7TM GPCR, serpentine receptor class v (Srv) family-containing protein. Gene Ontology annotation, cellular component: membrane. Lineage: Eukaryota; Metazoa; Nematoda; Chromadorea; Rhabditida; Strongyloididae. The record is from RefSeq and is a predicted model, not a curated record. The transcript has a single exon. The coding region runs from base 1 to 837 and encodes 278 amino acids.